Fusarium poae is the source of this 765-nucleotide messenger RNA. RefSeq lists its product as uncharacterized. Bases 1 to 765 code for a protein of 254 amino acids. The transcript has 2 exons. The record is from RefSeq and is a predicted model, not a curated record. Lineage: Eukaryota; Fungi; Ascomycota; Sordariomycetes; Hypocreales; Nectriaceae.
AUGCGAGGCAACGAACAUCUGGGACCAUUCUCCCAACCGGGGACUUGUAUACAAAAGUUUCUACAGCCGCUGUCAGUAAUUCGCAAGGGCGAAGAGAUGCAACUUCCGACCGCCAACGACAAUCUCAUCGGAUCGAGAGACGGGAUAACUCUUGACGACAUCUACGAUAUGCCAUCAGACGACCGCCGCUCCUUGUUUCGCAAGUACCUAGUGAACAAGGACAAACCAAUCCUUGUGCAAGAGCCUAUCGCUUGGUCAGAUGACGAGAGCAUUGGAAUGUUUCUCCGCCUGAAGAAGUCCCUCGACGACGAGUCUAAGAAACAUAUUCUACUAGAAGCUCGACGAGUGUUCUAUGAGGAGAACUCAUUUGUACUCCUGUUGAGCGGACUGUCUCGCUUCUUGGACGACAUGCUUGGCGAUUGGGAAGAUGCUGUUCCGGUCGAGAUGCUAGUUCGUGAUCUCAAAGUGAAAGUGGAAAGGAACGAAUGUCAAUGCGGAAAUUUAUUGGAUUACAUCCAGCGACUAACCUAUUUUGCAAAGAUGCCUCAACUACAAAAGAUCGCGUUCGAGUGUUAUUCUCCGACAGAAAGUGCAGACCAAGAUUUGUCUAAUGACUGGAGCACCCUAUCUAGUCUCGACAGUAGUAAAGGCGAUAGCUUGAACAACCCCACGGACGAUGAUGACAGUGCAGACUCCAAUCAGGCUUCAACGUGGGGAUAUUUGGAAGACGAUGCAUGGAGUUCAGAUGAAGGUGUUGAGGGUUAG